ACCUGAACCCAACCUGUCCCUCUCCGGCCUGGGUAGUAAACGAGCAACUUGUCACUGUUUUCUCUCCAUGUAAACGUGCUUUCUAAGAACUUUGUUGUAGUCAAACCUGUUUUUCCACUCUGUCCCUACCCAAGAGGAUCCUAUUACCGGAAGUUGCCUAUCUUGACACCUGGGCGGACUCCUCAGGAGUCCAGUAAAAAACAGACGCAGUCGUGUUGUUGGAAAAGGAAGAAACUGGUCGAGAUGCAUGUCAGCGGUUUGGUUUCGGUGGCUUUGUUCUUUUUCGCAGCGACAGGUGUAAGCGGCUUUUCAGUCACCACCAGCAACCCCGAUGUGCAGGUGAAAGAAAAUGAUGGGACUGACCUUAAAUGCACGUAUUCAGCCGACUUUGGUUCAAGCCCUAGACUUGAGUGGAAGUUUAAGGAUCUAAAAGACUCACAGUCGUAUGUGGUCUUUGAUGGGAAACCAACAUCGCCGUAUGCCAGCCGAGUGACAUUGUACGGUAGUAAUCUGAGAUUCUCCAAAGUGACCCGCGUUGAUAAUGGAGUGUAUUACUGCGAGGUGACUGGCAACGACGGCCACUUUGGGGAAGUCGAAGUGAAGCUGACUGUUCUGGUGCCUCCAUCUCCGCCCCUGUGUAGGAUCCCCGACUCGGUGACGACCGGCGGGGUGGCCAUGUUGUCCUGCAAUGACGCUGCCGGCUCACCGCCGCCCCAAUACAACUGGUACAAAGAUGGCGUCCUUCUGCCUGCUGAUCCUAACAAGAUUUCUGGUUUCAAAAAUGCCACCUACAGGCUUAAUGCAAAGACUGGCAACCUGGAGUUUCCGGCUUUAACCAAGAUGGACUCCGGUCAGUACUUCUGUGAGGCUUUCAACACUGCUGGUCCUCCUCAGCGCUGUGCAGUCAAGUCAAUGGAAGUCCGUGACUUAAACACUGGAGGAAUUGUUGCUGGGGUAAUAGUGGCUCUGCUGCUAGUGAUCCUGCUGGUACUUGGCGUUUGGUAUGCCAACAAGAAAGGAUACCUGCCCAAGAAGAAGGAAAGCAAACCAAAGCCCAGCGUGGUCUACCAGCCCACGUCAUUGCAUGGUGGUGGUGAGGAAGAAGAUGGGGAAUUCAAACAGAAGUCAUCAUUCGUGGUUUAGUCUUCAGUGACGGCAGGAGAAAACUUUGGUCUGAUGUCUCUGGGCAUGGAAUUUUCCUGAGGUUUUUAGUGACGUCUUCUUAUUUUCUCCUAAAUUGAAGUUUUUAUUGACCGGUGUCAUUGUUUGUUGACAAGACCUGUCUCAGAUACAUCAAUGCUAUAGGUUUAAUUUACCCCAGGUUAGGAGACCUCUUUCACACAUUGCUAGGUUAUUUUAAAAGAAUAAGCAGUGGCUACUAGUGACCCAUUUUAGCCUCGGACAUUUUUUCCAUCUAUGUUUGGAGUGUGUGUUUCUGUGUGCUUCUGAUUUUCUGCGCCUCCUAAUAACAGAACUAUUGUUCAAAUGAUGCAUCUGCAUGUAAAGGCAUCAAAUCAGAUGGAGUACAGAUACUCCCAGUACCCAAAGGAAAAUUGAUACAUUAGAGCCACAUUUUUAUUACAUGUACUGAUCUUUCAACUUAAUUCCCUCGAGUACAUCUCUCUUAUCACUCGGUCUGUGUAUCUAAGCUGAAACAUUGAGGAAACACACUUGGAUCAUAGAUUGAGUGUCUCUGAGAUCUUUGUCUUUUAACAAAACAGGUUGUGAUGUACAAUAUUCUUUUCAUAUUUAAGUUUGUUUUUCUUGUAAAUAAAACUGUUUUCACAUUUGUAAUUUAGAACAAUUUAAAAAGCAGUUAUCUAAUCUUCCUGCCAUUUAAAAUGAGACAACUACUGCUUGUAUGAUAUUAACAUUGUAUGUGCACAUUCACUUUAACACAUGAAUUCUAGUCCAACUACUACCUUUGUCUGGUUGUCUUCUGUGUUUGUAACUUAAUUACAUUGGCUAAGGAAAUUGGUAUUUAACAGGGUGUAGAUUGACAGUUGAGUAAAUUUCCCUUUGAAACAAACUGAUGUCAGCAAUAUUGCUGCACUUUUUAAUGAAUCUGAAACUUGAGUGUAAUGAUGUGUUAAACUAUUUUAAUGGUUACCUGCUUGUUUAUAUGGCAUCAUGUGUAGCCUUAUCAUAAUGAUUAAUUACCCAAACUGUCCAAACAUGAUGGUCCUAAUACUAGUUCUGUCUACUUUCAGUAAAAGGGCAUUGGUUUUAUUUUACCGCAAAUCCUCAGGUCAUGUGUUAAAGUGGUUAAGGUCAGACAUCGGUAUAUCAUGAGUUUAUAUAACUUUAUCAGGUACAAUAUUUACAUUACAAACAAUAAGUUGUCUAAGUUGCUUGACUUUUCCUUUUGUAGAAAAUGUAAAGCUGAUGAGUCAGCUGAUGAUUGUAACAUUGCUUUAUGUAUUGGUUAAUAAAAUGCUGUUGA
This is a messenger RNA of Etheostoma cragini (Arkansas darter), 2443 nucleotides long. It is a transcript of the gene f11r.1, whose product is annotated as F11 receptor, tandem duplicate 1. The coding region runs from base 244 to 1143 and encodes 299 amino acids. Gene Ontology annotation, biological process: cell adhesion; establishment of endothelial intestinal barrier; regulation of membrane permeability. Lineage: Eukaryota; Metazoa; Chordata; Actinopteri; Perciformes; Percidae. Gene Ontology annotation, cellular component: bicellular tight junction. The record is from RefSeq and is a predicted model, not a curated record. The transcript has 11 exons.